GAAGUCUGGGUCGAAAAGUGUGUCACUGAAAAGCACAGCAGAGAAGUGGAAGACAUGAAAUUUCUGAAAAUUUUCUUUGAUUCCAGUUCUGCUGUCUUCUCAGCUGCAAGAUCCAGCAGGAGAUUUUACAUUUAAUCACGAUAAGAUUUUUCCAAAGGAUGUUAGAAGGGGAAGAUUUGCAGUUGGGAAAUUCAAGCCAAACAUCAAAUCAGGAUGUGAUGGAUUUGCUCAGUUUGUCACAACCUGAAUAUCAGCAGAUAUUGAACAUGGAAGAAAAAGAAUCCAUUUAUAUCUGGGAAAAAGCACAUUUGUGUUCCUUGUGUGGACACGGCCUCAAACAAUCUUCUGACCUGAAGAACCACAAGUGCACUCACACUGGGAAGAAAAGGUGGCAAUGUGGGCAUUGUGGCAAAGAAUGCAGGUGCCCUUCUGAGCUGGAAAUUCACCAACACAGCCACACAGGGGCAAGGCCAUUCACCUGCUCGAAGUGUGGUAAAGGAUUCAUGCAGCCAUCCACCCUACUCACACACCAACGAGUUCACACUCAGGAGAGGCCUUUUCAAUGCCCAGAUUGUGGGAAGUACUAUAAAAGUUCCAGCAAUCUGAUGUCCCAUCAACGUGUUCACACUGAUGAGAGGCCGUUUAAAUGCCCAAACUGCAGGAAGUGUUUUAAAAGUUCUGGCGAACUUAUGGCUCAUCAACGUGUUCAUACUGAUGAGAGACCCUUUAAAUGUUCAGAGUGUGCAAAAUGCUACAAAAGUUCUGGCGAGCUGAUACGUCAUGAACGUGUUCACAAUGAUGGGAGACCUUUUAAGUGCCCAGACUGUGCAAAGUGUUAUAAAUGUUCCGGGGAACUAAUGCGUCAUCAACGUGUUCACACUAAUGAGAGACCUUUUAGCUGUGCAGAUUGUGGGAAGUGUUAUAAGAGUUCUUGGGAACUGAUGUACCACCAACGAGUUCACACUGACGAGAGACCUUUUAAAUGUCCAGAUUGUGGGACAUGCUAUAAAAGUUCAGGGGAAAUGAUGCGUCAUCAACGAGUUCACACUGACGAGAGGCCUUUUAACUGCCCAGAGUGUGGGAAAUCCUAUAAAAGUUCUGGGGGACUUCAGUACCAUCAACAUGUUCAUGCUGACAAAAGAUCUUUUCACUGCACAGACUGCGGAAAGUGCUUUAAAACCUCCGGAGAACUAAUAGUCCAUCAACGUAUUCACACUGAGGAGAGACCAUUCAGAUGCUCUCACUGUGGGGCUAGGUUCAGGUGGUCAUCUGACCUCACUGUACAUCAAAGAGUUCACACUGGGGAGAGACCAUUCUCCUGCAUGGAAUGUGGGAAGAGAUUCAUACAGUCAUCCCAUCUGCUGAGACACCAGCGUGUUCACUCUGAGGAGAGACCAUUCAACAGCACUAAGUCUGGAAAGAGAUUCACUGAAACAUCUGCCCUGCAGGCCCACCAGUGAAUUCACACAUAGGAGAGGCCUCUUAAAGACCCAGGCUGCAGGUCAUGCUGUAAAUGGUUGUGUGAACUGAUUAUGUCAUCCACAAGAAUCUGAAUCUGACUGGGGAAAAGGAUGGAAACGUCAAUUGGAAGACUGAGAAUGAGGUGAAUGGAAUAAGAGGGAAGAGAUAAAUCAGCAGGAAUUGGACUGAAUGACCUGUCUGCUCAUUUCAUGUUCUAAGUAUUUCAGUUUAACCUCCUUUUACAGGAUAUUUUUGUGUUGUAUUUCCAAAUCAGAAUCAACACAUCAAGAUCUGACAGAGUGACCCAAUUCAACAGGACCUGAACAUUACUGGCACCCCCGAAUGUGGAAGGUGAAACGCUGUCUGUGAGAGGAGAUUUUAAACAUCAGUGUGACUACAAAACCACCAAGACACACACAAGUGUGAGAGUGUUCCAGUGCACUGACUGUCGAAAGAGCAUUAACUAUGCAGCCUGAAAAAUAAUUACACCCUCCACAAUGGAGAGAGACUGUCCAUGUGUUCUGUCUGUGCAGAUCAGUUUCAGUCAGACAUUGAACCUGGAAUGACUUAAGGAGAGCAACACCACGGAGAAACCAUGGGAAUGUGGGGACGAUGGGAAAGGAUUCCGUUAAUCCUCAAAGUUGGAAACUCAUCAAGCAAUCACAAUGGAGAGAGGCUGCUCGGUGUAUGCGAAGCAAUUCACUCAGUCAUCGAGCCUGUACAUACACCAGCACAUUCACACCGGGAAGAGGCCAUUCACCAGCUCCAUGUGUGGGUAGGGAUUUAAUGCUUUAUCAACCCUUUGGACUCAUGAGCAGAUUCAGUCUGAUGAGAGACCCUUUAAAUGUUCUGACUGUGAGAAGAGUUUUAAAAGCGGAUAGGAUAUAUUGAUACAUCAACAUAGAUGUAUCAACACACUGGGGAGGAGACCAUUCACCUGCAAAGUGUGUGGGAAAGGAUUCAUUCAGUCAUUCCACCUCCUGACCCACCAACUUAUUCAUAUUGAAGAGAGAUAUUUUAAAUGUUCUGACUGCAAGAAGACCGUUAAACGUAGAAAGGAUGUACUGAACUACUAACACAUUCUAACUGGGGAGAAACCAUAAUCUGCUUUGUGUGUGGGAAAUCUAUUAUAAGAUUAGAUUAGAUUCCCUACAGUGUUCAAACAGACCA
Messenger RNA from Chiloscyllium plagiosum (whitespotted bambooshark), 2631 nucleotides. RefSeq lists its product as uncharacterized. Gene Ontology annotation, biological process: regulation of DNA-templated transcription. The record is from RefSeq and is a predicted model, not a curated record. NCBI's taxonomy places the organism in Eukaryota, Metazoa, Chordata, Chondrichthyes, Orectolobiformes, Hemiscylliidae. Gene Ontology annotation, molecular function: RNA polymerase II cis-regulatory region sequence-specific DNA binding; DNA-binding transcription factor activity, RNA polymerase II-specific.